AUUAGUAAAUCAAACCAUGAUAUGGUCAAAAUGUUAAGCAGCAGCCGGCAUCAGGUUGAUGAAGGGACCGUAACUGGGUGGGGAACUGGAUCCGGAGUCAAGUCUGGUCAAGCUCCAGCCGAUGCAGGUUUUUCCCAACCACCGGGCCUGCCACUCAAUCCAAUGGGUCGAGUUGGGCUCUUUGGCAAGGGUCUACUGCCCCGUUGGGGACCAAAUCACGCCGUCUUGCUGGGCAUCACCAGAGCAUUGAACAGGACCAGCUGGGUCCUGGAAACUGAAAGCUCUUCUGAGGCCCUCUCGAUUGGUCUACAGCUGGUCGCCUUGGAACGCAAAGGCUCGAUUUGCCUGCCUUGGGUGAGCCAGUCUUGCAGCCCGUUGAUGUGA
Molecule: messenger RNA, 384 nt
Organism: Protopolystoma xenopodis
Lineage: Eukaryota; Metazoa; Platyhelminthes; Monogenea; Polystomatidea; Polystomatidae
Source: the annotation of a GenBank genome assembly